Messenger RNA from Corylus avellana, 650 nucleotides. NCBI's taxonomy places the organism in Eukaryota, Viridiplantae, Streptophyta, Magnoliopsida, Fagales, Betulaceae. The record is from RefSeq and is a predicted model, not a curated record.
CCCUCUUCCCCUCGCUAGCGUCCCCCCACUAUUAUUAUCACAAAGAAACAAAGCACUGAAUGCUUAGAGAGAGAGAGAGAGAGAAAGAAAGAUAAAAAGAGAGUGAAAAGUCAUGGAAGUUGGGACAAAGAAGGAGAAGAUGGGGUUCGAGGAGACCGAGCUCAGGCUAGGCUUGCCAGGAAAUGGAGCAACUACUACUACUACUACUACUACUCAUGAAGCUGCUGAGGUGGCAAGGAAGAGAGGCUUCUCUGAGACUCAGACUAGUGCUGUGGAUUUGAAGCUCAAUCUUUCUUCCAAGCUGGAACAGAAGCCCAACACCAACCACCUUCUCACCGCUGCUGCUGCUGAUCCAGCCAAGCCUCCGGCUAAGGCACAAGUUGUGGGUUGGCCCCCCGUCCGAUCAUUCCGAAAGAAUAUGUUAGCUGUCCAAAAGGGCGGCCGCCCUGAUGAUGAGGAGAGUGAGAAGGGUAGUAGUACUGGGAACGCAGCGUUUGUGAAGGUUAGCAUGGAUGGUGCACCAUAUCUUCGUAAAGUUGACCUAAAGAUGUACAAGAGUUACCAUGAGCUCUCCGAUGCCUUGGGCAAAAUGUUCAGUUCCUUCACUAUUGGUAAUUAGCCUAGCCUUAAUUGCUACAUCUACAUGUACA